Saprolegnia parasitica CBS 223.65 is the source of this 762-nucleotide messenger RNA. RefSeq lists its product as hypothetical. Bases 17 to 685 code for a protein of 222 amino acids. Lineage: Eukaryota; Oomycota; Saprolegniomycetes; Saprolegniales; Saprolegniaceae. The transcript has a single exon. The record is from RefSeq and is a predicted model, not a curated record.
CCGCCUGUCCCUCAAGAUGGCGCCACGUCGCCCGAAAUACAACCGGCAUGAACGGACCAAUGAGAGGCCGGCGAGAGUAUCCUGGUUCAAUGUUCACUUUGCCUUUUCUCGUCCCAGCCACAGAUACAGCAGUAUGAGCAGCAGCCCGCUGAGCCCGAACGCUAAGCGCGACGCGAUCAUUAGCAACUCGACGACGCAGGGCAUCAAGGCCGCAGCGAUCGCCGGCGUCACGGCGGGCUCGCUUGUCGCGGUCGCGCACCAUCAGUCGCCGUGGUUCCGCAACCGCCUCGGCGUCAGCGGCAAGGUCGGGCUCGCGGUCAUGGCCUCGCUGGCCUCCUUUGCGAUCGUCGCCGAGCAGGACCUUCUCCGAGGCAGCCGCAACCCGGACGCGUACUUGGCGGAGCUCCAUGAAGACAACGCGCCGAUUGCGGCCAAGCCCGACCACCACCUGCCGCUGCACCAGCGCGCGGCCAACUACGUCUACGACUACCCGUUCCGGACGCUCGUGUGCUCGGCGACGCCGCUCGUCGGCCUCAUCUUCUUUGACCAGAGCCGCAACGCCAACAUUCAGUUUUCCCAAAAGGUCAUGCACACGCGCAUUUACGGCCAAGGCUCGUGCGUGGUCCUGCUCCUCGGCACGAUGGCCUUCCACGACUGGAUGUCCAAGCGCGGCCGCUUCGAGUAGGUUGUGUAGCUCUUUCACCUUUCGCCCCGCAAUAAAAAAUCAUCCACAGAGACCACAACAUGGUUUAAAGCAGUGCA